AUGAAUCCUCAAAUUAGCAAUCUGGUCAUCAUGUUGGUGAUGAUGCAACUGGCUCGUCGGAUCGAUAUGGAGGAUGAAAAGAAUAUCAUGUACAUUAGAAUCGCAUACGGGACCUCUGUGGGUUUGGCGUGGAUCGUCUACCAGUUGGUCAGAAGGAUUAUUGUGUCAAAGAACGAUUUGACGACUUUGAAAUACGUCACUCCAGCAAGUCCCAUGAGCGGCGAAGGCGAGAAAUUGGAGGUGACGACCGUCAGAGACUACGACUUGAAGGAGAUCGACAGCUCGAUUAAGUCUAUCUACACCGGUCUGGCCAUGAUGGGGUUCAUGCACUUUUACAUGCAUUACACUAACCCAUUGUUUAUGCAGGCGAUCUCUCCUAUCAAGAGCGCUCUGGAGUCCAAUGAGGUCAAGAUUCACCUGUUUGGCAAGGCUGCGUCGGGCGAUCUGAAGAGACCCUUCGCGGCACCCUCUCUGUUUGGCGGGUUCGGUGGCAACAACGGGCCAAAGACCGACAAAAAGUCCAUUGAAGAGGCUGAAAGAGCAGGUACCGGUGGUGUCAAGGCCGAGUGA
Torulaspora globosa is the source of this 570-nucleotide messenger RNA. RefSeq names its product Snd3p (gene SND3). The transcript has a single exon. Gene Ontology annotation, biological process: protein targeting to ER. Gene Ontology annotation, cellular component: mitochondrion; endoplasmic reticulum. Bases 1 to 570 code for a protein of 189 amino acids. The record is from RefSeq and is a predicted model, not a curated record. Lineage: Eukaryota; Fungi; Ascomycota; Saccharomycetes; Saccharomycetales; Saccharomycetaceae.